CCACUCAAAACAAACCUAGCUCAGUUUGCCCAGCGGUCUUCAGCAUGGCCGUGGCUGUUCCCCUCGCGAAUGGCCGGACCGAGUUGUUCGUCGACGAUGAACCUCGUUUGGGUCAGCGGCUGGUGAAGGACGUCACCGCAGCCGCCCAAGCAGCGAUCAACGCAAAGGGGAGCUUUAGCCUGUGUUUGGCAUCCCCUGUGAUCGCAGCGCUCAAAGACUUGUCGCCAGAGGCGGUGGAUUGGAGCAAGACAAGCGUUUUCUUCACAGGAGAGAAUUUGGGAGCCAACAAGUCUUACGCGGACGCCCAAGACGCCUUCUGCAGGAAGUGUGGCGUUCAGAACAUCUACUAUCCGAUUUUGCGACCGCUCUUCAGCACUGGCUCCGGACUCCCACCCUUCGCUGUGAAGGAGGCCGCUGCUGCCUACGAGGCCCUUCUGAGGAACCAUCCAUCCAUCGACAAUUCAGGCAAGAUGCCAUCUUUCGACCUCUUGCUGUUGGGUGCGGGAGAAGACGGCCACUGCGGCUCCCUUCAUCCCGAGAGCGACCAGGUCAAAGCGGAGGGCACGGUGAUCAGCAUCUGCCAGCCAGGCAAGAACCAGAUCGCUGUCUCCAUGGAUGUGAUGUGUGCUGCCAAGAAGGCCAUUGUGCUUGCCAGAGGUGCAAAGCAGAAAGACACCGUGCGCCGUGCUUUGUCGGGUGUCCACGGUCUCUAUGAUUGCCCGGUGGGCUUGGUCAAGGCCCAAUCAACCAGUUGGUUGGUGGACAAAGCUGCGUUCGACAACUUUGAUAGGACCUCCACACUGCAUGGUGGACUCCCCAGUUUGCUGCCCUGUGAUCGCCUGGCCGAGCUGAGGGAGACUGCCACCAAGCUUUGUGCGCCAGGCAAGGGUUUCUUGGCGGCGGACGAGAGCGCUGGGCCUUGGCUACGUGCAGGGCAUGCAGAAGCAGCCAAAAUCCCAGAUUUGAUCGAUAACCGGGCGGCCUACCGGGCCCUAUGCUUCUCCACACCAGGCUUGAGUGAACACAUCAGUGGGGUGAUUCUCCACUGGGAGACUUUAAUGCAAGAGGAUGCAGAUGGCAAGGCCAUGGUGGAUAUCAUCAGAGGGAACGGCAUGAUUCCCGGAAUCAAGGUGGACAAAGGCUACAACAAGAAGGGCAUGUGGGGAACACCAGUCGGUCCUCUUGGGCACCCGGAGGUGGCAACUGUGGGAUUGGAUGAUCUUCAGCAAAGGUGUGCGCAAGCCUACAAGGAAGGAGCGCGAUUUGCCAAGUGGCGCAACGUCUUGCAGCUGGAUCCAGAGAAAGGCUUGCCAACGGCUUUGGCCAUCAAGGACACCGUCCACACCUUGGCGCGCUACGCCUCCAUUUGCCAGAGCGAGGGCUUAGUGCCAAUUGUGGAGCCAGAAAUUGUUCCCAAUGGUGACCAUGACAUCUACUAUUGCGCAGAGGUGACAGAGAAGGUCUUGGCAGCGCAGUUCAGGGCAUUGGCAGCUCACCACGUCUACUUGGAGGGUGCUGUCCUGAAGCCCAACAUGGUCAAGAAUGGCUUGGGGGGACCCAAAGCAAGUGCCGAGACCAUUGCAACCCUGACCUGCCAAACUUUGCUGCGCACAGUUCCUCCUUCCAUGCCAGGCAUAUUUUUCUUAUCCGGUGAGACAGCAUUGAAUGAAGACAAUGAAGAAGAAGCAACCAUCAAUUUGAGCACCAUGAACAGUCUUUUUGCCGGCAAGCUGCCUUGGCAUUUGUCAUUCUCUUAUGGCAAAGCUUUGCAGAAGACCUGUAUUGUCACCUGGCUGGGCAAGACUGAGAACAAGGAUGCCGCGCAAAAGGCCCUGAAGGCACGAGCCAACGCGAACUCUGACGCCGUUUUUGGCAAAUACAAGCCAGGCAGCUGCGCUAGUGUUGGCACUGACGGCAAUGUGAUGCAGGCAGCAGGGCCUUACUGAAAAUGCAUCCGUGUUGUUUCUGUGCUUAUGUUAAGGCUUCCGUGUGUUUCACCGCUGGGCGAAUGGACCUUGCUGGUUGCCAUGCAUGAAAUUGGCUUUUUGAAGGGUGUGCCUGAGAAGAACAUCAUGGCCUGCCUAAAGCCUUGAGGGGUUGAUGCGUCCUACCAGAUCAGGGUUGAGAGCGAAGCAGACCUUCGGUAGCCCUGUGAGACGCGGCUUUGAGGUUAGUUGGUUGUGUUGACUUCAGAUUGAUCUGAUCAAACGCCCA
Durusdinium trenchii is the source of this 2214-nucleotide messenger RNA. The record is from the annotation of a GenBank genome assembly. Lineage: Eukaryota; Dinophyceae; Suessiales; Symbiodiniaceae.